This is a messenger RNA of Hippocampus zosterae (dwarf seahorse), 1564 nucleotides long. It is a transcript of the gene nudt18, whose product is annotated as nudix (nucleoside diphosphate linked moiety X)-type motif 18. The transcript has 7 exons. Gene Ontology annotation, molecular function: 8-oxo-GDP phosphatase activity; 8-oxo-dGDP phosphatase activity; magnesium ion binding. Lineage: Eukaryota; Metazoa; Chordata; Actinopteri; Syngnathiformes; Syngnathidae. Bases 192 to 1199 code for a protein of 335 amino acids. The record is from RefSeq and is a predicted model, not a curated record.
UAUAGAGGAAUAUUUGCCUUCAAAUCUCCAAUUUGAAUAUCAUAACGUUCAUUUUGGAAAACAUCAAGGUGAAAGUAGAUGUACAUCCGGUGGCGUCACCCAAUCUCAAAUGUCAAAACACGGCAGAGUUGAUUCCAAGCUGAAAACCCGCGGACUGCGAUGGGCCAAUGAGAGGCCAGUGAGACGGUCACAUGGAGGUGAUGGCGCUGGAGCAGGUGGAGGCGCAGGUGGAGCGUCUGCUGGGUGGCCUCGGGUGCGAGGUGACGAUGUGCGACGUCGGCCUGGAGCAGAGCAAGCCGGCGUCGCUCAGGAACAACGUCACGUACAUCGUGUGCGCCGUCGUCUUCAACGACUCGGAGGAGGUUCUGAUGGUCCAGGAGGCCAAGCAGGACUGUUACAAGAAGUGGUACCUGCCGGCGGGGAGGGUGGAGGUUGGUGAGAGCCUGCAGGAGGCGCUGCUGAGAGAGGUGAAGGAGGAGGCGGGCUUUGAGUGCCAGCCAAUCACAUUGCUGCUGAUCCAGGAGCAGGGACCUCAGUGGAUCCGCUUCAACUUCCUGGCCAAGAUCACAGGAGGGAGCAUCAAGACUUUGUCAGAGGCGGAUCAAGACUCCCUCCAGGCCACCUGGUGGGACAGACGUGCCCCUCUCCCUCUGAGGGGCCGAGACAUCCUGCGUCUUAUCGACUUUGGGCUCAAGUACCGCAACGACGCCUGGCAUCCCGUCACACUGCCGCUGGAUAUGAGCUGCCGCCAUGUGGUCCAGAGGCUGGUGCUGAUCUUCAGCGCAGACGAUAAUAUCUGGAUCCUGGUGGUCAAAGCCCCCAGGCCCCACCUCCCCGUAGCGGCGGCUCUGAAGACUCACGCCGUCACGUGGGCGGCCAACAUGGUGGCGCAGGACGCCAUGCCGUCGACGUACUACGAGCACAACGUCAACACGCUGGGAGUGUUCAGCCUGCAGCACGACGGUCGGCAACACGGCAAGACGGACGGCAUGUGCUUCAACACGCUCGUGGCCCUGCAGCCCGACCGCGUGGCGCGUGACGAGGACGGCGCCAAGAUACCGCCGUCGCCCGCCCGGAUGCCGCCGCCCGUGGAGAACCCGCGCUACGUCUGGCACCGGGUCCUCAUGCCCGGCGUCAGAGAGAAACUGCUGGAAAAGAGCAAAAACACCAGCAUCCUGCCCAUGCACAGCCUCUACUGAUGGCCAAUCCCGGAACGAGUUCUCAUUCUUGAGUGCCCGCCAGUACCGAUAGCAGUUGUACUUUUGCGACACAAAAUUAUAAUGAACACAAGAUUUAAUAGUGCACCAAGACCUUUCCUUUCUUGUUUUGUGAACAAACCCCAAUCACAUAGUGUGAAAUGCAAGCAAAAACACAAUACUGUACAAUGAUUCGCAAACCCUUUUCAUUCUAGUGAACCUCGUUGCGUUCCGGCACGCAGAUUGACAUAUUUCCAAUUUUUCCCUCGUUAUUUCACCCCUUUUAUUCUUUGAAAAUGUAUAUUAAAUGUUUAUCAACGUUGUUUUUGAAUGUUUUUUUUCGUUUGAAUAAAAAAGGAGGAAAACCA